GGAGCACUUAAUCAUCAGUUUUUUAAUUUACUUUUAUCCCGAACUGACAAGGGUAAAGAGAAGGGAAAGCACACGCAACUUUGCUGAAUCCUGUGAACUAUCAGCUGUGGAAAUCGUCGAAUUCACUCAUGAAAUUGUAGCGCAACUAUUGAUAACCGUGCAAAAACUUCAAAGUUUUGAUGAUUGAAUAAAUGCAAGAUUCGAGUAAUCUCAUUAUCGUAUUCGGAUGGGUAGAGGGAUAAUGAAGAAUUGGUGGAGUCGGUCAGUGAAGAUCGCAGCACUCUGGUCAAUCUGCGCCCUUACAUUCUUCUGUUUAUUCCAGAUGGCUCUACGCAAUUCUUCUUCAGCUCAACGGGUUGCUGAUUCUAGUCGCCCCACAAUCUCAACGGGUUCUUCUAUUGCAAAUGCUGAGCAACGAUCAAUACUAUAUACACAAUUGGCAAAAGAGCUGGACGAGAAAGGAGCAGUUUUUCUCAAACAAGGACAAACUUCUCAGUCAUUGUCCCUAUCUGAUCUUUUUAUUCUAAAGGAUGGAACUCUGGCGCCCAUGCUUAAGGUCGCGGAUCCUCCGGUCCGAGCAAAUGUAUUGCAUUUAAGUACCGAGUUCUCCGUUCCAAUCUCGGAGGCCGUAAAGAACAUUCUUUUGCCAUACUUCGGAGAAGCAAUCUGGUUUCAGAACUCGAGUAUGUACCACUUUAGCAUGUUCCAUGCUUCACAUCACAUAGCUCCUGUCCCUGCCUCAGAACUCCAGAUCGAAGCUGAAGCCCGUGCUGUAAAAGAUGUUUCAAAGUCCAUCUGCCCAAUGAAUAUUUUCCUAGAUAGGGUUGUUUUGACCUCAACUGGCGUGUUACUAGGUUGUUGGCAGGUUGUCUCUGGUGCAGAUCCCGUGACUAUUCGUGCUAAACUGAAAUCUGCUCUUCCUCACGCUCCACAAAAGCAGCUCUAUAAUGAGGCGAUGCUUCAUACUUCAUUUUGCAAGACUCCUUGGCCCCCUCUUUCCUUGCAGGAGGAAAAGAAAAUGUCGGAUCUCCAAAUCUUUCACGAACUUGUAAGCAGACUAAACCGCAAGAUUGCUGGACUGAAGGCCACAGUUUCGGAGCUCUGGUACGUCGAAGAGUACGAUUUGCUUGCGCUUGCCUUGAAUGGAAAAAUGAAGAUUCGCAAGUUCAACUUUGGUUGCUCAGAAGCCUAACUCUCAUGGUUAAACACUAAGUAAUAUUUUUGGUUUAUUUUUCUGUUUUUUUUGUCACAUAUAUACAAGGAUCACUGUAAGAGAAUAUAUAUAGAGAGAGCUAAUGUACAAAAAUAUACUAAUGAAUUAACUAAUGUGUCUAUUGCUCAGAUAAA
Molecule: messenger RNA, 1347 nt
Organism: Salvia miltiorrhiza (redroot sage)
Lineage: Eukaryota; Viridiplantae; Streptophyta; Magnoliopsida; Lamiales; Lamiaceae
Exons: 10
Coding region: 227-1192 (321 amino acids)
Source: RefSeq, a predicted model, not a curated record